Molecule: messenger RNA, 774 nt
Organism: Acipenser ruthenus (sterlet)
Lineage: Eukaryota; Metazoa; Chordata; Actinopteri; Acipenseriformes; Acipenseridae
Product: homeobox protein XHOX-3-like
Exons: 3
Coding region: 1-774 (257 amino acids)
Biological process (GO): regulation of transcription by RNA polymerase II
Cellular component (GO): nucleus
Molecular function (GO): RNA polymerase II cis-regulatory region sequence-specific DNA binding; DNA-binding transcription factor activity, RNA polymerase II-specific
Source: RefSeq, a predicted model, not a curated record
AUGCCUUUAGCAGGCCAGGCUGUGGUGCGGUAUAGGAUGAGAAGAGUGAGCGACAACAGAGAUUCGCCCGUCUUGACGGACGGUCACAGUGACGCGGACCGGGCGGAGGAAGAUCCCUUCCCGGGCGGCGCUCACCACGCGGGCUUGGACCCGGCCCGCAGGCACAGGACCGCCUUCACGCGGGAGCAGCUCGCCCGCCUCGAGCAGGAGUACUGCAAGGAGAGCUACGUCUCGAGACCCAGGAGGUGCGAGCUGGCCUCCGCGCUCGGUCUGCCCGAGACCACGAUUAAAGUCUGGUUCCAGAACAGAAGGAUGAAAGACAAGCGACAGAGACACACCCUGAGCUGGCCUCACCCGCUGGACCCCAGCCUGUAUGCCUACAUGAUGACCCAGGCAGCCGCCAGCCUCCCCUACUCCUCCGUCCUGCCUCACGUUCCCCUGCACCUCUACUCGCACCUGGGUCUGAGCGCCCCUGUGGCCCCCGGCCCCUUCACCGGACCACCAAGGCUCUCCCACUCUCCGUACCCGAGGCCAGACCUCCUGGCGGGGUUCCACCACCCCUCACUCUACCCCGUGGUUCCCCCCUCCCUGCACCAUCACCCCAGCUCCUGUCCGUGCCUCCUGUGCAGCAGGAGCUCCUUGAACCAGAGGGGGAUGGAGUCUACCAGGGGCCAGGCGCCCCAGGGAGACAGCCUGCUGCACCUCGCCCCCUCCAUUGUGAAACCCACAGCCCUCUCCUUGGACAGGAAAGCGGAGAUGCCCUUGUCAAGAUGA